Molecule: messenger RNA, 3153 nt
Organism: Epinephelus lanceolatus (giant grouper)
Lineage: Eukaryota; Metazoa; Chordata; Actinopteri; Perciformes; Serranidae
Product: eukaryotic initiation factor 4A-I
Molecular function (GO): nucleic acid binding; ATP binding; RNA helicase activity
Source: RefSeq, a predicted model, not a curated record
GGGAUUUCAGCUAAAUGACGGCGAGCUGUUGCAAUGAAAUCCCUCUUUGUGUGUUGUCAACGUAUAUAAGACAUCUCUGCCGCAGUUUCUUUCUUUGGAAUAAUGUCGGCUGAAUAUGAUAAUAGAGACAAUGGCCCAGAGGGCAUGGAGCCAGAUGGGGUCAUCGAGAGCAACUGGAGUCAGAUCACGGACAGUUUUGAUGAGAUGAACCUGCGCGAAGCUCUGCUCAGGGGAAUUUAUGCCUAUGGUUUCGAGAAGCCUUCUGCUAUCCAGCAGAGGGCCAUUAUGCCUUGUAUCAAGGGUUACGAUGUGAUCGCUCAGGCCCAGUCUGGCACUGGGAAGACUGCCACCUUUGCCAUUUCCAUCCUCCAGCAGAUUGAUGUGGAGCUGAAAGGCACUCAGGCUCUGGUCCUGGCUCCCACCAGGGAGCUGGCUCAGCAGAUCCAGAAGGUGGUGCUGGCCCUGGGUGACUACAUGGGAGCCAGUUGCUACGCCUGUAUUGGAGGGACCAACAUCCGCAAUGAAGUCCAGAAGCUGCAGGCUGAAGCCCCUCACAUUGUGGUGGGAACCCCUGGUCGCGUCUUCGACAUGUUAACCCGCAAAAACCUCUCUUCUAAGUACAUCAAAAUGUUUGUGCUGGACGAGGCUGACGAGAUGCUGAGUCGAGGGUUCAAGGACCAGAUCUAUGAGAUCUUCCAGAAACUGGCAAGCAGCACACAGGUUGUCCUACUGUCGGCCACCAUGCCAGCUGACGUGUUGGAGGUCACAAAGAAGUUCAUGCGUGAGCCUGUCAGAAUCCUGGUGAAGAAAGAGGAGCUGACCCUCGAGGGUAUCCGCCAGUUCUACAUCAAUGUGGAGAAAGAGGAGUGGAAGCUGGACACGCUGUGUGACCUGUACGAGACACUGACCAUCACACAAGCGGUCAUCUUCAUCAACACGAGGAGGAAAGUGGAUUGGCUGACUGAGAAGAUGCACGCCAGAGAUUUCACCGUGUCUGCCCUGCACGGUGACAUGGACCAGAAAGAGAGAGACUUGAUCAUGAGGGAGUUCCGCUCUGGCUCCAGUCGAGUCCUCAUCACCACUGACCUGCUGGCCAGAGGUAUUGAUGUCCAGCAGGUGUCCCUAGUCAUCAAUUAUGACCUGCCAACCAAUAGAGAAAACUACAUCCACAGGAUUGGUCGAGGUGGUCGUUUCGGCAGGAAGGGAGUAGCCAUCAACAUGAUUACCGACGAUGACAAGCGAACCCUGAGGGACAUUGAGACAUUCUACAACACCACCGUUGAGGAGAUGCCCAUGAAUGUGGCCGAUCUGAUCUAGAAGAACCCACGCGCCCAUCUCCACCCCCUCCUCCCCACUUAUUUUAGCAGUCAAAACUUUGUUUCUUAUGCGAUCUGAAUUCUAAGAACUUCCUUUUGCUAAAUUCCACCAUGACUUUACCCUCUACAUUCUAAGGGAAGGAAGAGCACGGCCAUUAUUCCUUCCUAACCCUUUGAAAUAGUUUUCUGGCCGUUUUUUUUGGAAGGAUGAAUUACUGACCUGCUUCAACUGCUUGCCAUAGUCCGCUACCCCAUAUUGGCACCUAAAUUCUACCUACAGCUAAUCCCGCUGAUGGUUUACAAACUGAGGACUUUUAACAUCAAACAAGAGUUUGUACCUCGGUCCCACAAGUGCAAAACAUAACCGCGUUUCCAAAAGCACGCAAACAACAAAGUUGUUUUAAAAGGACUCUAGCUCUGACUGUUGGCAAAAGCUUAACAUUAAAUUAACGCGGCUCCGUUGAUAAACACGCAUGAUGCUAACAGGAAGAUCAGCAACGCUUUUGUGAAACGCGGCUGUGGUUUGCACCUGCACGGCGUCACCCGGUUGCCGCACUGCUCGGUGACUCAACGGUUUAGACUGCAGUCCAGUUUGGACCCAACAAUGAUGUAAAUGAAACGGGACGUGCUGCAUUUGACCAGAUCAGUAUUGAAACAACCUUCAGUGUACUGGAAACAGCCUUUUAACUCACAUCCAUUAUCAUGUUCAGAAGAGGUUUUGGGGCUAGAGUACACAGGGCAUAUUCAAUAAAAAGACCUAUAUAGUAAAAUCCAUCAUGAAUGAGUUGUUUACCCUUUUGAUCCUUUUACUGCUGUUUCAUAUAUAUAUAUUUUUAAAUUGCUAUUGUACAUACAGCUUGACUUGUACAGUCCCUUGUGCAGUAGCAUUCAGUUGAAGACCGACCGGUGGCCACAGACGUUUGGAGGCAAAACGACGGUGAGUGCUGUGGAGACUUUGCCUCUCGACCCUGACGACCUGGUUGGAUUUUCACCUCUAACUCUUUGACAUUACUGUUCAUUUAGAUUUUAUUUUUAAACAAAAAUUAUUGGAUUUUUGAUAAAGUGGCGGUGUGUUUGUAACCUACCUCGCCAACAUGUUUGGGGGAAGGGGGGGGCCCGUCUGAUAUUAAAGGACCAAACUACAGAUGAAGUAUAUAGAGAUCCCCGACCCCUCCUCUCUUUACUCUUUCUAAGCGCACUCAUAUUAAAAUGCCUGUCAUCAUGGGGUUUGGUGUGUAGGAGAACCGUCAUGUUUUGAGGUGUGUAGUCAGUGCUAUUUUUUAAAAAUGAAUUUACGCAAUUGUUAACCUUUUUGAGACAGAAACAGUAUCAAGUUUUCUACAUUGGAUUCUGUAUAGUAUUUAUUUUAAUGGUCUUUCAAAAAAGAAAAAUAAAGGUUUCUCCUUUUAACAGUGUAAACUGGCCUCUGCAUUGUUGAAUAGCAUGAAAGCUGUAAGGGCCAAACCCUUUGUGGAAAGGCUAGUAUUUAACCAAAUGACAGCCAGCACUGCUUGUAAUGGACAGACAUACCUGUCGCUGAUUGGCUGCUGAGAGCACAGUUUGGUCCAACUUCCGGCGUUGACAGACAGCUGUUCCCAAAGGUUUCUUCUCCUCGUUUGGUUAAAAGGCCAGUUUAUUUGUCAGCUGUAGGUCUGAAGGAACCGUGAAACAUCUUGAAUGCCCUUUUGAUUUAUCUCGUGGUAUUUUUUUUUUUUAAUGGUCUGACAUUUCCAGCUGCCUCUUAGUGACGUCAGCAGACUUCAGCCUGGACUUUAUUUACAACAUUCUAGCAUGUCAUUACUGAUUGUUGUCUUUGCGCAAUAAACAUGUAAUUGUA